AUCGUAGACCUACCCAUAUGGUUAUGAAACAGAAACGAUGAAUUCUGUGUUGUAAUUUCACUUUGACCUGAAACGUCCAUCAGUUGUAUCGGUGUUGCUUGGAUACAGUGCGCCCCGCCGCUUUCCAAACGCCCCGAGAAACGGCUUGUUUAGAAACAUGAACAUACCCUGCACACUCUACUGCGCGGCCCAGGUGCGCCUCGCGGUCCGGUAACCGGAGACCGUGCUGGGAGGUAAUUGGAAGGGAAAUGUGCCUCAGCACGGAGAAAGUGGUCAUCCUAGCGUGCAUUGCAGCAUCUGCAGGUCAUCUGCAGAGGACGUGAGAACCGCAAAGCCGUGCUAAAUUGAUUAUUUGCAUUUGUAACUGCAUGCAUACACGAGACAUGUAUCGUAAUAUAUUUCAUUCAUUCGUUGGAUUGUCAUUGUGUUUUGUGUCGUGUUUUAAAGAAAAUACAGAAUAACUGAUGUCCUAUUCGGGGCCAGUUGUUGCGUUGUGAUAGUUGUAGACCAUCAUUGGCUGGGACCCCUCCAGCCUACUGGCUACACUUUCUGUUGUGACCACUGGAGGCUCCGAGCAGCCGGCGUCUGCAUCACUUCAGCUGUCGGUCGCAGAGGAUGGCGGAGCUACUGUCCCAAGUGGAGCCUGAACUUCUCAACGGGGUCGUCCCGACUGAGGAGAGGGGAGACGGCGACGCGUCGGAGUCAGUGAAGAAAAGGAGGAGGAAAAAGAAGAAAAGCAAGACACUCGCUCCAGUGUGUGACAUUGCAGCAGGGACAAACCCCACGGAGAAGGAGGAAGAGGACGUCAAAGGUGUGAGCGAAGCACUCCAACAGUUGGAGGAGCAAACUCUGGAGGACAAGGAGAAAGACGAGGAUGGAGACGAAGAUGGAGACGAGGGAGAGAACUCUGCGGGGAAGAAGAAGAAGAAAAAGAAGAAAAAGAAGGGUGCGAAGGGACAGACCGACCCCCCCACUGUCCCUAUCUGCGAGCUCUAUCCCGGCGGGGACUUCCCGAAGGGAGAGGAGUGCGAAUACCCGCCGUCAAAAGACGGGCGCAGUGCAGCAUGGCGGACCACCAGCGAGGAGAAGCGGGUGCUCGAUAAGGCCAACGAGGAGAUGUGGAGCGACUUCAGGCAGGCCGCCGAGGCCCACCGCCAGGUGCGGGCGUACGUCCGCACCUGGAUCCAGCCGGGCAUGGCCAUGAUCGACAUUUGCGAGCGCCUCGAGGACUGCUCCCGCAGGCUGAUCAAGGAGAACGGGCUGCACGCCGGCCUGGCCUUCCCCACCGGCUGCUCCAUCAACCACUGCGCCGCCCACUACACCCCCAACGCCGGCGACCCCACCGUGCUGCGCUACGACGACGUCUGCAAGAUCGACUUCGGAACGCACGUCAACGGUCGGAUAAUCGACUGCGCCUUCACCGUCACCUUUAAUCCCAAGUACGACAGGCUGCUGGAGGCAGUGAAGGACGCCACCGACACAGGCAUCAGGUUUGCAGGGAUUGAUGUGCGCCUGUGUGAUGUGGGUGAGACCAUCCAGGAAGUCAUGGAGUCAUACGAGGUGGAGAUCGAUGGGAAGACCUACCAAGUGAAGCCGAUAAGGAACCUGAACGGCCACUCUAUCGGUCAGUACCGGAUCCACUCAGGGAAGACCGUCCCCAUCGUGAAGGGCGGCGAGGCCACGCGGAUGGAGUGGGGGGAAGUGUACGCCAUCGAGACCUUCGGCAGCACGGGCAGAGGAGCCGUCCACGAUGACAUGGAGUGCUCGCACUACAUGAAGAACUUCAAAGUGGGGCACGUGCCCAUCAGGCUCCCCAGGGCCAAGCAUCUCCUGAACGUGAUCAACGAGAACUUCGGCACGCUGGCGUUCUGCCGGCGGUGGCUGGACCGCCACGGCGAGAGCAAGUACCUGAUGGCGCUGAAGAACCUGUGCGACCUGGGCAUCAUCGACCCCUACCCCCCGCUGUGCGACACCAAGGGCAGCUACACGGCGCAGUACGAGCACACCAUCCUCCUCCGGCCCACCGCCAAGGAGGUGGUGAGCCGCGGGGACGACUACUGACCCCCCCCCCUGGGGGGCCGGAACCGGACCCCCCCCCCCGGGGGGGCCCAGGGCGACGGCACACGACACAUUAUGCAAUUAUUACGAUUACCCAGUGAGCCUUUGGAAUCGCUCCUCGCUUGCGCGGCAGAUCUUUCUAGAUCGUGUUUUAGAUUUAGGACAACGAGAGAACGGCUCCGGUGGUUUGCUUGUAUUUAUUUGUAUUUGUUUUUCUUCAAAGGAUCAAGCCAAGUAUUUAGAAAGAGAACAUAUCGUAGAGCAAAGCUUAGCGUUGUUGUCUUAGUUAUCCAUUGCUGUACUGCUUUUAGAAGAUAUGCAAACGAAACCUAUACAAAGAUUAAUGCAAAAAAUACUAUAAGGGCUUGGCCGACGCCCUCCCCAAGUGUUGCGCGCCCAUUGCGGAUUCCGAGGAGAAAUGUUAUGAAACGAUUUAUAUUACUAAAUUCCUUUGCUCUAUUUUAAUUUGAUGCAGUUUUCUAAGUAAUAAAUCGGUAUGAAUCUUAUUUUAAA
Messenger RNA from Gadus macrocephalus (Pacific cod), 2571 nucleotides. Its product is annotated as methionine aminopeptidase 2-like. Gene Ontology annotation, molecular function: metalloaminopeptidase activity. Bases 616 to 2061 code for a protein of 481 amino acids. Lineage: Eukaryota; Metazoa; Chordata; Actinopteri; Gadiformes; Gadidae. The transcript has 12 exons. The record is from RefSeq and is a predicted model, not a curated record. Gene Ontology annotation, biological process: proteolysis.